Molecule: messenger RNA, 541 nt
Organism: Phalaenopsis equestris
Lineage: Eukaryota; Viridiplantae; Streptophyta; Magnoliopsida; Asparagales; Orchidaceae
Exons: 3
Coding region: 102-359 (85 amino acids)
Biological process (GO): ubiquitin-dependent protein catabolic process
Cellular component (GO): nucleus
Molecular function (GO): protein-N-terminal asparagine amidohydrolase activity
Source: RefSeq, a predicted model, not a curated record
AACACACGGGCCCCACCUAAGCAGCAGAACUCCACUCCAAAUCUGCGACGGUCACUUCACCAAGCUGCGCAGCCAUCGUCUUCGCCGCCGACCAGACAACCAUGAUUUACGUCGAAGACCGUCCUCUGACCACCCCCGAGACCUCAUCUAAGGGCAACGAGAUCUUGCCCUUUCUACUCGAACAUCCGAUGCUGAUCGCUGCUUCAAAUCGCCUCAAGGAGACGCCGGAGGAAAUGGUUUCCUUUUCAGAAGAGUCGCCGCCAGCCAAGUACGUGUACGUUUUCCAGCGAGAGUAUGCGACCGUCGAUCCCUCAGUCGUGGAGCGGGAGUUUGGAUCUAUCGUGGACAUGGAGCAAUGAUUAGGUGUUGAGUUCAGACGACCAAACAUUCUUGAUAGUUUCUGGUAAUGCUGCUUGCUAGGGUUGAUAAUUAUGCCAGGGAUUUGAAACUUCGUCGUCAUAGAUCGAAAUUUAGUCGACAAUAGGUUGAAAUGGAUUUGAUCAGAGGCAAAGAUGAAUUGCGUAAUGUUAGUUCGAUUCAA